Trypanosoma cruzi is the source of this 993-nucleotide messenger RNA. RefSeq lists its product as uncharacterized. Lineage: Eukaryota; Euglenozoa; Kinetoplastea; Trypanosomatida; Trypanosomatidae. The record is from RefSeq and is a predicted model, not a curated record. The transcript has a single exon. Bases 1 to 993 code for a protein of 330 amino acids.
AUGCGUGCCUCUGGCGUUUGUCGUACGCUUCCCACAAGUUCAGCGUCGUUACACGGCGAUCUUGAGCGAUUUAUUUACCCCCUCACACGCCACCUGCGUAACGGGGGCGGUCUUCCACGUAUCGUGGAGGAGACUCGUGAAAGACAAUUUGCUGCGGACCUCAAUGCGCCCAAUGAGCGAACCCCCGGUGUUCGAAUGCCCGUCACGUACCUUUCAGCUCACACAAACGCCCUUUUAAACCGGCCGCUUGAGUCUGCUGACGACGGGGAUGUGACUGUGCCGCUGUACCGCUGCCCCAUAUGCUGUUGUGCCGGUGCAGUAACGGAAGGAGGAAAAGGAGGAGUAUUUCAACUGCCAUGGAUGACACCGCAGGAAAUGACACGACAUAUGAGUUGGUUGCAUGCUUCCAGUGGCUCUACCCAGUCCAGUUUUACAGCCUUUAAUGCGCAAGAAAUGAAACGUCUAUUAAAGGCGUUGCCGUCAUUUUCGAAGGACUCUGGUGAUGUAGAAGGGGAACUUUUCUCACCACGCGUGGUGGUUCUUCUUGAUGUGGCGAAUAUUGAACUUGCCACGGAGGAGGUGUUACUCGAACUGUUAACGAAUGGGGAGAGUCUUCAGUUUUUUCGUCGUGUAGCCUGUUUAUUUGUUUGUGUACACGAGGUGUUUAUUCCACACACAUCGCGUCCUGGGCACAUCUUUUUUCAACUUUCACGAAUGCACCCACACUCUGACAUUUACAUUGUGUAUGCCGCGACGCGAAACGAGUCUGGGGACCUUGUCUCGGCCUCCGUCAUGGGUGAGUUGCUGCUGCAGAAUGUGCGGGGUUGUGGUCCCGCGAUUGUUUUACUGACAAAGGAUCAAGUACAGAAGUCGUGUGUGGCAGAAAUGUUUAGCGGGAUUGCAGGUAAAGGCGGACGUGUGUAUUUGCCACGCUUUACAGCCGCCAGCAUUCUUCAGAGUCUCCGGGAAGCGAAUAAUGCUGGUAUGGGCUGA